Molecule: messenger RNA, 570 nt
Organism: Beauveria bassiana ARSEF 2860
Lineage: Eukaryota; Fungi; Ascomycota; Sordariomycetes; Hypocreales; Cordycipitaceae
Product: acetylornithine deacetylase
Exons: 1
Coding region: 1-570 (189 amino acids)
Source: RefSeq, a predicted model, not a curated record
AUGAUCUGCGGCGAUGCUGGGUCACCGAUUAUCGUGCGUACGGGCGAAAAGGGACUCUCGUGGCUCGAAGUCGAGGCCGGCGGGAAGGCGGCACACGGCGCUCAUGUUCACAUAGGUAGCAACGCAAUUGACGGGCUGAUGGCAGCACUUUCGCAACUCAAGUCCUUGGAGAAGUUUGAGACUUGGCCCGUGAAAGAGGUGGAGGACGCAGUCGCGGCGGUCAAACCCGUGUCGGAGCCCCUAGGAGGACCCGGCGAGGCAGCUGUUUUGGGCAGCAUCACGGUGAAUAUUGGCACAAUAUCCGGCGGAACGUCGACAAACCUAGUAGCAGAGACGGCUUCUGCAUCGCUGGACAUUCGACUGCCCGUGGGCCUGUCCACGGCUACACUGAUUAAGCAGAUCAAGAGAAUACUAGAGCCGACAGAUGGGAUAAGACACGAUAUUGUGCGGGCCUACGAAGCGUCAUGGACGCCACCAGACAGACGAGGAGAUUGCACGGCACGCGUUAGAGGUGAUAAGGCUGAUGGUGGACGAACCGGCGACGGUGAAUAUGCGAGUCGGGGCUUCUGA